ACUAUGACGUUCAUUCGUGGUUUGUGUAACACUUACGUCCUUUGCAAGGGUUGUUUUGACGUGUUGUCUAAUACGCUCGAGCCGUGAUGUCAUCAACCGGCUCCCCAAGAACUAACCUUGGACAGAACCAGUGAAUAAUAAAUGGGCUCGUGCGCAUCGCGCGCUCAUGUCGUUAGCUUAUCAAGUUGUUUGGAACGGACUAGGCUAGCGCGUUUGCUAGCUUAACUAACAUUUGCUACUGACACUUGGAGCGUCAACGUCAUUCAAGUUCAACUGUGAGGAGUCAUGGUGUUGGUGCAAAGCUACUGUGAACCUGGAUUUCCCAUCUCCCAGACGUGGGUGGAUGAAGGAAUCUCCCCCUGCUUCUACUUCACUCUGGUUCCUGCUGUCCUGCUCACCAUCGCCUUCUUCUUGGGAACCAUCCACUGCCUCUUCUACCAAAAAUAUGGCACAGCCAUGGAGCCCAAGUACAUCCCCCGCUCCUGUCUUUACGUACUCCAACUGGGCAUUUCCAGCCUCCUCUUGAUCCAGUUUGUCGGCGGGAUGGUGUGGCAAGCCACCCUUGGAGAGCAUCUCCCGGGCUAUGUGGUUCUCUACGGCUGCUUCUCGGUACUGGCCUGGGUUUGGGGGCUGGCCAUGCUCAGGGUGGAGAGGCGAAGGGCUCUGCUCAGGGAUCCAACGGCGGGCCACAGCGCAGCACUACUGUUGUUCUGGGCGACGGCCUUUGCGGCGGAGAACCUGGCCAUCGUCUCCUGGUUCAGUCCGCACUGGUGGUGGGGCCUGGAGAAAAAUCACCAACAGGUGCAGUUUGCUUUAUGGCUGAUUCGCUACGUGGGUACAGGGCUCCUCUUCUUUGUGGGUCUCAAGGCCCCGGGCUUGCCCAAGAAACCCUACAUGCUGCUUAUAAAUGAGGACGAGCGAGACAUAGAGCAAAGCGCACAGAGUCUCUUGGGCCAACCCGAUCCGAACCAGUCGACUUGGCGAGGUUUCACCAAGAAGGUGAAGCUUCUGCUCCCUUACAUGUGGCCCCGGGGGAGCGCCUGGCUCCAGCUGCUCGUCCUCUUCUGUUUGGGAUUGCUGGGAGUAGAACGGGCCAUCAACGUCUUUGUUCCCAUUUACUACAAAAAUAUUGUUAAUGAACUGACUGAUGGCAGCAGCUGGAAGAAGGUGACCACCACUGUGUGCAUUUAUGUGCUGUUAAAGUUCAUGCAGGGAGGCGGGGCAGGUGCCUCUGGGUUUGUCAGCAACCUGCGUUCUUUCCUGUGGAUCCGAGUGCAGCAGUUCACCAACCGGGUGGUGCAAGUGCGCCUCUUCGCCCACCUGCAUUCCCUUUCGCUGCGCUGGCACCUGGGCCGUAAAACCGGCGACGUGCUGAGAAGCAUCGACCGCGGCACCUCCUCCAUCAACAGCUUGCUCAGUUACAUCGUGUUCAGCAUCGUCCCAACAAUUUCCGACAUUGUCAUAUCCAUCAUUUACUUUAUCACCUACUUCAACGCGUGGUUCGGCCUCAUCGUUUUUGUGUGCAUGACCCUCUACCUCACCUUGACCAUCAUCAUCACAGAAUGGAGGACCAAGUACAGACGCGACAUGAACCAGCAGGAUAAUCUGGCCAAGACUAAGGCCGUGGACUCCUUGCUCAACUUUGAGACGGUCAAAUACUAUAAUGCGGAAAACUACGAAGUCGGCCGCUUUGAGGACGCCAUCUUGAAAUAUCAGUCAUCAGAGUGGAAGACACAGGCAUCCUUGGCACUCCUCAACCAAACCCAAAACCUGAUUAUUGGAGCAGGUCUGCUGGCCGGUUCCCUACUCUGUGCCUACUUUGUGACGGAAAGAACAUUCAAGGUUGGUGAUUUUGUUCUGUUUGGAACGUAUAUCAUCCAACUAUAUACUCCUCUCAACUGGUUCGGUACUUACUACAGAAUGAUUCAAAAUUCCUUCAUUGAUAUGGAAAGCAUGAUCAAGCUUUUUGAGGAGGACAUGGAGGUGAAAGAUGUGGUAAACGCAGUGAAUUUUCACUACAAACUAGGAAAAGUUGAGUUUGAGAAUGUUUUCUUCAGCUACACAAAUGGCAAGGAGGUUCUUAAGGAUGUCUCCUUUACAGUUCUACCGGGACAGACUGUGGCCCUAGUGGGACCAUCAGGCUCCGGGAAGAGCACCAUAAUCCGACUCCUAUUUCGCUUCUACGACGUUCAAGGUGGUUGCAUUCGCAUUGAUGGUCAGGACAUUUCCAAAGUGACCCAAACGUCGUUACGGGCGCACAUCGGUGUGGUCCCGCAGGACACGGUGCUUUUCAACGACACCAUCCUGGAGAACAUCCGCUAUGGUCGCGUCUCGGCUAGCGACCAGGAGGUGGAGGAGGCUGCCAUAGCUGGUGAUAUCCAUGACAGGAUCAUGGCAUUUCCCGAAGGUUACGAUACUCAAGUGGGCGAAAGAGGCCUCAAGCUGAGUGGAGGAGAGAAGCAGAGGGUGGCGAUAGCUCGGACCAUUCUCAAAGCACCUCAAAUGAUUCUGCUGGAUGAGGCGACAUCAGCACUCGAUACCCAAACAGAACGCAACAUCCAGGCCUCGCUAGCUAAAGUCUGUGCUAAUCGAACAACAGUCGUCGUAGCUCACAGGUUGUCCACAAUCAUCGGAGCCGACCAGAUUCUCGUCAUCAACGAGGGUCGGAUCGCCGAGCAAGGACGACACGAGGAGCUACUGCAAAAGUGCGGACUUUACGCGGACAUGUGGACAAAGCAACAGCAAGCUCAGGACUCUGAUUCCUCGUCAGAUACGGAGAGCAAAGACUGCAAAUCAGAGAAACUGCAACCUUCUUCCGCGCCGUCAGGCCACCAUGGCCAUUGAAUGUUUGCUGUGAUUUGACUUUGGAAAGGCUUAUUUAUUUAUCCGUCUGUGUUAUUCUGCUUUAUCUGAGGUAGCUGGCAAAAGCAGCAGUUUAACGACCUCUAGUGACCACACAACACUAGUUAUGCUAUGAUUUCAGGGUUCAGUCGUCACAAUUUCGUGAAGUUUUAAUAUAGCGCUCCAUUUGAUUCAGUUUUAGAAUACUGUCCUACUUGUAAUUUGGAUUAGGGAGUUUGUUGUAUCGAAUGUAAAGCCGUACAUAGUACUUUUGAGGGGUUUUUAAUGUGUCUAGCAUGCUCACGCUAAUGACAAUUUUAUGUACUCAGUUGUAGAGGUGGUGCAUUCAAAAAGUUUUAAUGUUCUCAGUUUUAUGUUGCACUGUCGGUAUUUAUUUGAGCCGCAGAACGACUUGUCUGUACAACAGUACAUUGUAUGUGCCAUUGGAGAAUUGGUGGACGUUUGGGCUUCAAACUUUUUGAAAAAUAAAGCUUUAUUUUUUUUUAUUUAUA
Molecule: messenger RNA, 3353 nt
Organism: Corythoichthys intestinalis (scribbled pipefish)
Lineage: Eukaryota; Metazoa; Chordata; Actinopteri; Syngnathiformes; Syngnathidae
Gene: abcb6a
Product: ATP binding cassette subfamily B member 6 (LAN blood group) a
Exons: 19
Coding region: 286-2844 (852 amino acids)
Biological process (GO): heme transport; transmembrane transport
Cellular component (GO): vacuolar membrane
Molecular function (GO): heme binding; ATP binding; ABC-type heme transporter activity
Source: RefSeq, a predicted model, not a curated record